AUGCAACCUUCAGACUUGUCUCAAGAUCGUUUGAUCGUUGGUUUGGACUUUGGAACUACCUUCUCCGGUUGUGCCUUCACCUACGGUGGCAGCCAGGAGACUGCUGAUGAGAUUGAAGUCAUCACAAAUUGGCCUGGAUCAAACAACAUCACUUCCGAAAAGGUUCCGUCCGAACUGAUGUACGAGUCGGCACCAUCUGGUGCUGGAGUGAAGCGUACAUCCUCUGGCGAUCCGAUCAUCGCCAAGAGUCCACGCUGGGGCUUCCAGAUCAAGCCGAACGAAUCCCGCCUGCGUUGCAUGAAGCUCCUUCUCGACCGUCACCAGAAGUUCCCUUCUUACGUUUCCAGACAAGAUCUUGGCAACUUGCUCGUGCACUGGGACAAGUCAGCGGAACAAGCUGUGUCUGACUAUCUGACUGCACUCUACAGUCAUGUGAAGAAAAGGUUUGAGAAACGUUUCCCUUUGAUGGUAGCAACCACGCAGAUCGACAUUGUGAUCACAGUGCCAGCCGUCUGGUCCGACGCAGCCAAGGAUGCGACCAUGAGAGCAGCCACGAACGCAGGAAUGGGAACAAACCUGUUCAUGGUCUCCGAGCCGGAGGCUGCCGCUAUCUACGCUAUCAAGUCCAUCGACAUUCAGAAGAAGCUUUGCAUGGCAGGCGACAACUUUAUCGUUUGUGAUUGCGGCGGAGGCACUGUCGAUUUGGCCUCGUUCGAGGUUUCUUCCGUCUCUCCACUGCGCUUGAAAGAGUCGGCCCCGGGCAUUGGAGCACUCUGCGGCAGUGUGUUCCUCAACUUGAAGUUCCAGGAUCUGGUCAGGCGUCGGAUGGGAGCAGAAGAGUUUCAGACAUUCUGCCGCAAAAGUCCAUCUGCUUGGACUGUCGCACACAAGUACUUUGAGGACUACGUCAAGCGUAACUUCGACCCAAUGGAUUCUGAAGCCGAGUCUGACGACAGCCAGUUCCAUGUUCCAUUUCCAGGCGUGCCAGAUAAUCUUGCGGCUGGCAUCGUUGGGUCAUUCAUCACUCUUACCAACGCCGACGUUUCGGAGAUCUUUCGUCCGCUUGUCGACAAGGUGAUCGUGCUGAUAGAAAGGCAACGCAACGUGCUUGCUGCUCACGACAAAAGUGCAAAGGGCCUUAUCCUGGUCGGGGGAUUUGGCGCUUCGAACUAUCUGUAUCGAUGCUUGAAGACACGCUUCGCCGACGAGGAUCCUCCGCCCACCUACACUCCUUCAGCCCAGCAGUCGGAGCCGGCGAUCGAGGAGGGCCCAAGAUUCAUCAUCAUGCAGCCCGAACACUCUUGGACGGCGGUGGUCAGAGGCGCUGUCUUGGCAGGACGUGAUAAAGACCUUGUGGUCAGCAGAAAAGCAAGACGCCACUACGGAGUACUCUGCAGUGAAGAGUGGGAUCCUUCGAGACAUUCGCUCAAGAAUCGGUCCACAUCUCGUAUCACCAAAGAGCUCAGAGCAACGAACCAGAUAAACUGGUACGUGGUACGAGGACAGAAUAUGCCAAGCGAUGAGCCAGUCUUGAUCGAGAUGACCGAAGACUUCUUGCCAUGCGAACGACAGGGAUCUGCAAGUAGCGUCGAGAUCAUUGUCAGUGACGCAGAGGUGCCUCCCCAAGAGUAUGAGCCGACCACCGAUACACGCAUUCUGUGCACACUUAGUACGGAUCCGAAGCCCAUUCCCGCAAAGUACUACAAGAAACGAGUGGCACACGGCCAGACAUACUUCUGUCUUGGACAACAAUUUGGCAUGACUUUCAACGGACGUUUGGUAUUCGACCAGAGAAUCGAUGGCACAAUCUACAGCAGUGUUCAAGCAGUCUACACCUGA
Messenger RNA from Aureobasidium namibiae CBS 147.97, 1839 nucleotides. RefSeq names its product actin-like ATPase domain-containing protein. The transcript has 3 exons. The record is from RefSeq and is a predicted model, not a curated record. Gene Ontology annotation, molecular function: ATP-dependent protein folding chaperone; ATP binding. Lineage: Eukaryota; Fungi; Ascomycota; Dothideomycetes; Dothideales; Saccotheciaceae. The coding region runs from base 1 to 1839 and encodes 612 amino acids.